AUGACCCGCGCCGCGCGCGUUGUUAUGCAAGGCUAUCUUACAGCCUCGUUUUUCAAAGAAAUCGUCAUCGACCGCACUAUUCAGGUCGUGUCCGAAUCAGAGGAGGUCUCCGUUGGCCUUGUUACAUUCACUGUCUGCUUCUCGACAGGCGUCCUUCUUCAAGCCUCUGCCAAAGCUGCUCGACAAUUCCUCAGCGAUGAUUUCCAACGCGUCCCCGCUCCCAAGGACCAUACCGCUGGGCUCAACGCACCUUUUGCUGGAAGCAACAUUUCGGACGCUAUCUCAACAACCAAGGCUUUCGGAACGCCAGCUCGGCCAUCCUCGUCGCGCGCAGUGAUUGAAUCAACCGAACCCACCUUUGAGGCUCCCGCCAAAGGCUUAUCGACGGCUGAUUCUGACACGACACUCAUCGCCGACGACGAGGAGUUAGCCAAGGACGUAUUCUACUGCGACCGUGUCUCAGACGUCGAGUCUCUUGCUGACGAAGGCACUUUCUACGAGGACGACUGCCAGGCUACAGCACACUGCCUUGCAGAGGAUGAACCGGACCACACCUUGCACGUCGGAUACGAUCCACAAACUAUCGACAACCUAGUCAGAAUAUUUUCAGCUAUUUCUCUCGACGAUGUACCCGCUCAUUUAUCAACUGUUUAUCUCGACAAUGUAUCUCAUUUAUCAUCCACCUCUCUCGACGAUGUAUCUUCUCAUUCAUCCACUCUUUCCCUCGAUAAUGUAUCCUCCGAUUUAUCCAUUUCUUCUCUCGACAAUAUACCGUCUCAUUUAUCAAGCCUUUCCCCGGACGAUGUGUCCUAUCAUUUAUCCAUUCCUUCUCUCGACAAUGUACCGUCUCAGAUCUCCCCGGACAAUGUAUCCUCUCAUUUACCCACUCCUUCUCUCGACAAUGUACCUUCUCAAUUUUCUCUCGACGAUGUACCCUCCCAACCAUCAACUAUUGGACAACAUCACACUCUACAAGACCACGCUAUCGACAUCCUACCUGAUUCAUCUCAGCCUCCGAAGCUUCGGCCAACCAUACCUGUAAUUCUUCCUCUCGACGGUUCCCCUCAGUCAUCGAUAUGUCAGCCCCAACGCACUCUAGUACACGACCACUCUAUCGACAAUCUAAUCAGAAAAAUAGCAGCUCUUUCCCUUGAUGAGGUCCCUUCUCAAUUAUCAAAACUUCACCCGCAUCACGCUCUACACGACCACGCUAUCGACGCUCUACCCAACAACACAAAAGCUCUUGCCCUCGACGACAACCACGCUAUCGACGCUCUACUGCCAACAUCAGAAGCUCUUACUCUCGACGACCACCACGCUUUCGACGCUCUACUGCAAAAAUUAGAAGCUCUUACCCUCGACGACAACCACACUAUCGACACGCUCCCCGAUAACACAGAAGCUCUGACUCUCGACGACAACCAUGAUAUCAAUGCUCUACUGCAAACCCCAGAUGUUCUAACUAUCCUUCACGACGACACUAUCCACGAUCUACUCCAAGAGAUGGCAGCGCUUACUCUCGAUGAUACCCCCCUUUAUAGUCUCGGUCCCCUACACUUACGCCGCGAUGCAUCUUACACGACGACACUACCAACACUCAUGAUGGCUGUUCUUAGCCCUCAGAAUUUCAACUACGAUACACCCUACACGACGAUGCUAUCAACGUCAUUCUUCGACAUGUGGAACCUCUUAUUCUCCACAAUAGUCCCUCGCAGUCGUCAAAACUUCGACUACUAGCACAUUAUCGACAUCCUACUAGCCGCUAAGCUUCACGCGACGUCUACGAAUGUUAGAGUCCCACAUGCUUCAAACAUUGUCGCAUCACACACGUCUUCGGUGUCAGAGGUCCCCUACGACCAAUCCGAUGCCACCUACUGAUGGCCUCCCUCACUGUCCCCUACGACAUGGAGUCAUUAUCCAUGAGGUCGAAGGCCCCCCCGCACAUACUACGCACCCAACCCAUCGCAAGUCUUCGACGAGUCAAAGGUCCCCUACGACCAAAUCUCGACGACGCGCCAAA
This is a messenger RNA of Suillus clintonianus, 2020 nucleotides long. RefSeq lists its product as uncharacterized. The record is from RefSeq and is a predicted model, not a curated record. Lineage: Eukaryota; Fungi; Basidiomycota; Agaricomycetes; Boletales; Suillaceae. Bases 1 to 1737 code for a protein of 578 amino acids. The transcript is spliced from 3 exons.